This is a messenger RNA of Didymodactylos carnosus, 234 nucleotides long. The record is from the annotation of a GenBank genome assembly. Lineage: Eukaryota; Metazoa; Rotifera; Eurotatoria; Philodinida; Philodinidae.
AUGAAACGCGAAGAGUCUGUCGUUCUUCUCGGUUUGAAACUUUCGCAUAAUUUAAGUUGGGGAGCACACGUGAACGAUGUAGUUCUUGCAUGCAAACGUCGUUUAGGUGUUUUUUAUCGUACAUUUAAAGAUGCUCCAAGUUCGGUUGAAAUAACUGUUGCCGGUGUCAAAGGUGAUCCUGGAACUGAUUUAAAUCAGUUAAAUACUCCGACGGAUGUAACACUAGAUCAGUAG